Molecule: messenger RNA, 1484 nt
Organism: Fusarium oxysporum Fo47
Lineage: Eukaryota; Fungi; Ascomycota; Sordariomycetes; Hypocreales; Nectriaceae
Exons: 1
Coding region: 337-1401 (354 amino acids)
Source: RefSeq, a predicted model, not a curated record
UUAAUAUCUAACGCUUCCUGCCUCACCUCAGAUCCGGCUUUUCAGUCUUGUCUAUCACAACCACCACACUCGUUCAGUCUCUAUCGUGACUUUCCAUUCAUUUCCGGCUUCUGCCAUUACGAUCCUUCCAGCAUUACAGCAACCAGCGUUUCUCACGUUCCAACUCUAUCCUUUCUUUUAGUGAAGCAAAACUGUGUCUUGCUCGCUGCCCGACUGUGGAAUUGACUUCUACGGCCAUUUGAAUCGCAUCGCAAACCGUUGUCAUAGACAAAUCUGAAGCUACCGCAAAAACAAACCACUUAACCAAAUCACAUCCAAACCGCCUCAAUCUUCAAAAUGAAGUCCGUCGUCGCUUCCAUCGGCAUGCUUGCCGCCGUGGCCAACGCCUACAACUUCCCCCACCACGCCCACUACCGCCGCGACAAUGGUACCGACACCCAGACCACUCUGACCGUCAAGACCACUGUCGUCGAGACCAUCACCAGCUGCGCUCCUACCGUCACCAACUGCCCCGCUCGUGACCACACUGCCAUUGCUCAGCUCCCCGAGUCCGACAAGGUCACCUACGUUGAGACCAACACCGUCAUCCUCACUGAGGUUGUCUGCCCUGUCGCUGACGCCAGCUCUAUCUACACCUCCGUCCUCCACGACGCUGAGACUGGUGGUGUUACUGGCAAGACCCUCACUGCCCCUUAUACCGCUUCCGUCCCCAUGACCACUGGCGGUGCUUACCCCCCUCCUAAGGAGGGCGACAAGACCGUCGUUUCCGACUACACCACUGAGCAGGUUGUCACUCUUACCCAGGGUGACGAGACCAUCACCACCACCAUCCACAAGACUCUCCAGACCACCAUCACCGUCCCUGCUGGCCCUGAGGUCACCGACGACGGCUCCAAGGGUAACGGCACCCCCGAGGAUGAUACCACCACCACCACCACUAAGACCAAGACUGGCACUGUCACCAAGACCAUUGAGCGCGUUGGUGAGACCAACCCCGCUUCCGGCGGUGACAACGGCUACAGCACCGGCAAGAGUGAGGAGGAGGGCUCCAAGGGUACUGGCAACGGUUCCGGCAACGGAUCCAACAACGGUGGCUCCGGCUCCGGCAACGGUGAGUGUGUCCCUGAGACCGUCACUGUCACCGCCCCUGCCUCCACUGUCUACGUCACUGUUGUCCCUGAGGCCAGCAAGACCGGCAGCUCUGAUGAUGCCACCAUCACUGACAAGGCUGUUGGUGGUGAUGACUCCGAGGAUGAUGACUCUGAGGACGACGAUGACGAGGAGUUCUGCGACACCACCACCACCCUCGAGGCUACCGUCACCGUUGUCCCUUACCCCGUCAACAACACUGCCACCGGUGGCUACGCUAAGCCCACUGGCUUCUCUCGCCGUCUCCGAUAAAUGUCUUGAGACAACUCAUAUAUGAAGUCUCUGUACAUUACUCACCAUUUGGUCACUUCUUGGUUAGGCAUCUAGUGGAAGGG